Messenger RNA from Ananas comosus (pineapple), 1136 nucleotides. RefSeq names its product 2-oxoglutarate-dependent dioxygenase DAO-like. The transcript is spliced from 3 exons. Lineage: Eukaryota; Viridiplantae; Streptophyta; Magnoliopsida; Poales; Bromeliaceae. Gene Ontology annotation, biological process: auxin catabolic process. The record is from RefSeq and is a predicted model, not a curated record. Gene Ontology annotation, molecular function: dioxygenase activity; indole-3-acetaldehyde oxidase activity. The coding region runs from base 52 to 933 and encodes 293 amino acids.
GACAAUGCGGACUAGAGUCAACGCUGGAAAGCAUCCGGCGGAGGACGCGAGAUGGUUGCGAUCCCGGUGGUGGAUCUGGCGGCGGAGGGCCAUGGGCAGCUUCUGCUGGAUGCGUGCCGGUGGCCGGGCUGCUUCCGGGUGGUCAACCAUGGCAUUCCGGCGGCGCUGCAGGCGGAGAUGAAGGCCGCCGUCCGCUCCCUCUUCGACCUCCCCGCCGACGUCAAGCUCCGCAACGCCGACGUCAUUGCCGGCAGCGGCUACAUGUGCCCCACUACCGUGAACCCGCUCUACGAGGCCUUCGGCCUCUACGACGCCGCCUCCCCCGCCGACGUCGACGCCUUCUGCUCCUGCCUCGACGCCCCGCCCCACCACAGGGAGACUAUUAGAUUUUAUGCUUCGCAUCUUCACCCUCUAGUGGCGAGCAUUGCAAGCAAAAUAGCAGAGAGCCUGGGCCUGGUGGGCUACUCAUUCAGUGACUGGCCUUGCCAGUUUAGGAUGAACAGAUACAACUUCACCCCAGAAACUGUUGGCUCCUCGGGUGUGCAAAUUCACACGGACUCGGGGUUCCUCACAGUGCUGCAGGAAGACGAAUCCGUUGGGGGCCUUGAGGUGAUGGACGCUAACGGCACGUUUGUGGCUGUUGAUCCUCUUCCGGGUUCCCUCCUUGUCAACCUAGGCGACGUUGCAAAGGUGUGGAGUAACGGGAUACUGCACAACGUAAAGCACCGAGUUCUUUGCAAAGAAGCGGCAACUCGGAUCUCUAUAGCCUUAUUUCUGCUAGCACCAAAGGAUGACAAAGUAGAAGCACCAGCCGAACUGGUGGGUCCGAAGAUCCCGCGCCUCUACCGAUCUUUUUAUUAUGAAGACUACCGGAAGCUACGGUUCUCCUCCGAACUGCAAGCAGGUGAAGCCCUCUCACUUCUAGCUGCAUGAGAAGCAACUACCAGAGCAUAGUACCACCCCCGGUGGCACCAUAAUUUUCACAAACAAUGGAGAACCAUAAUAUGCAGUAUAAGAGGAUAAAAUAAAUGGUGCUUGUGGAAGUAUAUUACUUGUGUAAUAAUAACACGGAAUAGACUGAACUUUGUUUCGUUUGUGCCCGUUUGUUAUAUAUGCGCUCAAAUGUUAUACUUUCA